Lithohypha guttulata is the source of this 1413-nucleotide messenger RNA. It is a transcript of the gene POP2, whose product is annotated as CCR4-NOT core DEDD RNase subunit. The transcript has a single exon. Bases 1 to 1413 code for a protein of 470 amino acids. NCBI's taxonomy places the organism in Eukaryota, Fungi, Ascomycota, Eurotiomycetes, Chaetothyriales, Trichomeriaceae. Gene Ontology annotation, cellular component: P-body; CCR4-NOT core complex; CCR4-NOT complex. The record is from RefSeq and is a predicted model, not a curated record. Gene Ontology annotation, molecular function: poly(A)-specific ribonuclease activity; nucleic acid binding.
AUGCCUCCAUUGAGGUACAACCAGCAAGCCCUCAAUGGUCCCUACGCGCAGUUUCCGCAAAAUGCAGGCCAGUCGCAUCAUUCGUCACAGAUUCAUGGUCUUCCUCCACCACAAUUGGCUGCCCCUGCUACCUUCGGUCAAGGCGCAUCAGUGGUGACGAGUCCGUUCUCGAUUCCUGGAAACUCCGGUAGCACGUUCGAUAGGGGUCUUGGUGAGGCAUCCAUGAUUCCGAAUCAAUCAGGCCAGUUCGGCUAUGGCAGAGGAGGCCCUGUACAAGCACAUCAAGACUUCACGGGUGCGCAACAGGCACAACAGGAUCCUAGGAUAAAAGAAGUAUGGAAACACAACUUAGCAGAAGAAAUGGCAGUUCUGCGAGAUCUAGUUGAUGACUAUCCUUACAUUGCUAUGGAUACUGAGUUUCCAGGAAUCGUGGCCAGACCUGUUGGUGCUUUCACCACAAAGGCGGAUUACCACUAUCAAACUCUUCGUUGCAAUGUGGACCUGCUGAAGAUGAUUCAGCUCGGAAUCACCCUUUUCAAGCCAGAUGGAUCUCUACCAACAGAUGCGCAGACUGGUCAGAAACCGUAUGCACCGAACCUGAGUCCUGUUUGCACCUGGCAAUUCAACUUUCAAUUCGACCUCGAAGCAGACAUGUAUGCACAAAACUCCACCACCAUGCUCAAGCAAGCUGGUCUCGACUUUGACAAACACAGACUGCAUGGCAUAGACCCUCUGAAGUUCGGCGCGUUUCUGAUAACAUCAGGACUCGUGCUCGAUCCGGAAGUCAAAUGGAUUAGUUUUCAUUCAGGCUACGACUUUGGCUAUCUCAUGCGAAUCAUGCUCAACAGAAUGCUUCCCGACAAUGAGGCCGAAUUUCAUCAGCUCCUUGACAAGCAUUUCCCAUCGUUGUUCGAUAUUAAGUACAUUGUGAAGCACGUUGGUAAUCGCAAUACUGUUAACAACAACCAAGACCUCACACCCGAGGCAAACAGAAUUAUUCAGAUAAUAACGCAAAAGUCCGGACUUCAGGACCUGGCCAACGAGUUGAAUAUUCAAAGAGUGGGCAUUCAACACCAGGCAGGAUCCGAUUCUCUACUCACGGGGCAAGUCUAUUUCAAGAUGAAGGAGAAAAUAUUCGGCGGCACUAUUGACGAAGAAAAGUACAAGGGACAGGUCUGGGGCUUGAACGGCCAAAUGCCGCAGUCUAUGAUGACAGGACGAGAUCUAGGCACAACGCCAAAUGUGAACGGCACUCCCUUCUACGGUGCAGGGUCUAGUCAUGCUCCCAGCACGCCGCAGACAGGAAAUAUUGGCUUAGCACAAACACCAGGUGCUAGUCACAUCCAGAAUACAUUCGGUACACCUGGCGCAUUCGGUAACUUCCAGUACGGCGGCAACCAAGCAAGAGGCUAG